Nelumbo nucifera (sacred lotus) is the source of this 3791-nucleotide messenger RNA. Its product is annotated as ADP-ribosylation factor GTPase-activating protein AGD3. Lineage: Eukaryota; Viridiplantae; Streptophyta; Magnoliopsida; Proteales; Nelumbonaceae. Gene Ontology annotation, cellular component: cytoplasm. The record is from RefSeq and is a predicted model, not a curated record. Gene Ontology annotation, molecular function: protein binding; GTPase activator activity.
AGAGAAAAAACGGAAACGGAGAGAGAGCGAGGAAGGGGAGAAGGGGAACUGGGUAGGGAGGGUUUUAUACUCUCAUUAGCGGACCCAAAAUGAAAAAUCGCAGAGGUUCUGUUGUUUAAUGACAAAGCUUCCUUCAAAUCCGGUCAAGAUAAAAAGCCAAAAAAAAAAAAAAAAAGCUAAAACACAAAAAAAAGGCUUCUCAUUUCUCUGUCAUUUGGAUUUCAAUGUUCCCGAUAUGAAAUCGCUUUGUCGAUCCAUUCAAUUCCCGAGAAUCCAUUAAGCUCUAAUUUGAUCGUCAAGGUCGUGUUUUUUUCCUGCUCCUCUAGGGUUUUGUCUCGACCGUUUUGUUUACUAUUCUAGGGUUUAGGUAGUGGCAGAGCUGGAGCAUUGAAGAACAAGUACUCGCCGAUGUUGAUGCAUGGCCUUAAAAUCAUGCUGGAGAUUCUUCGUUUGUUGGUUUCAGCACCAGGGUUCUUGAUAGGAGAUCAUUUUCGUUGCAAAUGGAGAACUUGAUGAAAAUUUCUUUUCUUUUUCUCUUUGCCUAUUAAAUCAAUAAUGGUGAUUUUAUAUUGUGAUGGGUUCGUGAUUUAGUUUGGUUUUGAGAGUUGCUUACGUGAUUGAUGGGUACUUAGAAGAUUUGGUUGGUUCGAAUACGGGGGAUUGAGCUUCAGUGUGAUGUUAAUGAAGAUUUGCUGCAGAAAGGAGAAAAAAUCGCGGUUUCAACAUGCAUUUCGCGAAACUAGACGAUUCUCCGAUGUUUCGGAAACAGAUUCAGUGCCUGGAGGAAAGUGCCGAAUCAUUAAGGGAGAGAAGUCUGAAGUUUUAUAAAGGAUGUCGAAAGUACACGGAAGGGCUUGGGGAAGGAUAUGAUGGGGAUAUUGCUUUUGCUAGUGCCCUUGAAACAUUUGGAGGUGGGCAUAAUGAUCCUAUAAGUGUUGCUUUUGGAGGACCUGUUAUGACCAAAUUUACAAUUGCUUUGAGAGAAAUUGGGACGUACAAGGAAGUCCUUCGGUCUCAGGUUGAGCACACGCUAAAUGAAAGGCUGCUGCAUUUUGUCAAUGUUGAUUUGCUUGAUGUCAAGGAAGCUCGAAAGCGUUUCGACAAAGCCAGCCUUCUUUAUGACCAGGCUCGCGAGAAGUUUCUGUCACUCAGGAAAGGCACGAAAAUGGAUGUUGCUACAGUCUUGGAGGAGGAACUUCACAAUGCAAGGUCUUCAUUUGAACAAGCUCGCUUUAAUCUGGUCACUGCUCUCUCUAAUGUUGAGGCAAAAAAGAGAUUUGAAUUUUUGGAGGCUGUUAGUGGGACAAUGGAUGCUCAUCUUCGAUACUUCAAACAAGGUUAUGAGCUACUGCAUCAGAUGGAGCCAUAUAUAAACCAGGUUUUAACUUAUGCACAACAAUCAAGAGAAAGGUCCAACUAUGAACAGGCUGCGCUUACUGAAAGGAUGCAAGAAUACAAGAGGCAGAUUGAUCGGGAAAGUCGGUGGUCUUCUAAUGGCUCACAAGGCUCUCCUAAUGGAGAUGGUAUACAAGCUAUUGGUAGAAGUUCACACAAAAUGAUAGAGGCAGUCAUGCAAUCUGCUGCAAAGGGAAAGGUUCAAACAAUUCGACAAGGUUACCUUUCAAAACGCUCUUCAAACCUGAGAGGUGACUGGAAAAGAAGGUUUUUUGUUCUUGAUAGUCGUGGAAUGCUGUACUACUAUCGCAAGCAAUGGACUAAGCCAUCUGGAGCUGGUGGUCAGCUCUCCAGUCAGCGAAAUCAUAAUUCCUCCGAACUGGGUUCUGGACUGCUGAGUCGUUGGCUUUCUAAUCAUUACCAUGGGGGGGUGCAUGAUGAGAAGUCAGUGGCCCAUCACACUGUGAACCUGUUAACAUCAACAAUUAAAGUUGAUGCAGACCAGUCAGAUUUGAGGUUUUGCUUCAGGAUUAUUUCACCAUCAAAGAACUACACUUUGCAGGCAGAGAGUGCAAUGGAUCAGAUGGACUGGAUUGAAAAGAUAACUGGAGUUAUUGCUUCGCUGCUAAGUUCCCAGACACCUGAACAGCCUCUCCCUGCUAGUCCCAUGGGCAGUGGUCAUCAUCGAUCUGCCAGUGAAAGUAGUUCAUUUGAAAGUUCGUCCGAUUUUGAUCAUUCUGCAAUUGAUGAAUACACUGCUGAAAGGAAUUUAUUCACUGGACAUCAUGAACGGAUAUCUAGAAGUUCUCAGCAGCAACGACUCAGUGUAAAGAAUGAGAAGCCAAUUGAAGUGCUAAGAAGAGUAUGUGGCAAUGAUAAAUGUGCUGAUUGUGGUGCUCCUGAUCCAGAUUGGGCAUCUCUAAACCUUGGUGUUCUUGUUUGCAUUGAGUGUUCUGGUGUUCAUCGUAAUCUGGGUGUGCAUAUAUCAAAGGUAAGGUCACUAACGCUUGAUGUGAAAGUCUGGGAGCCUUCAGUCAUAACUUUGUUUCAAUCGCUGGGUAAUACAUAUGCAAACUCGGUCUGGGAAGAGUUAUUGCAAUCAAGGAGUAUUUUCCAGGCUGAUGAAUUCUCCAUAGGUUGCUCCAAAUCUGAUAAACACCAGAUCCUUCUUGUGAACAAACCUAGUCAUGCUGACCCUAUUUCAGUAAAGGAAAAAUUCAUUCAUGCAAAGUAUGCAGAAAAGCGUUUUGUUUGCAAGCCAAAGGAUGAUCAGUAUCUACUUUUGAUAGCCCAACGGAUGUGGGAUGGUGUUCGUACCAAUGACAAAAAAGCAGUGUAUCGCCAUAUUGUUAGCUCUGAAGCAGAUAUCAAUGGAGUGCAUGGACAAGCAUCUUUUAGCACAUCUUUAAAAGUGAUGUUGUUGCAAGAGCAGUCAAACCACGAACAGAGCUCCAGCUGCUUAUCAGGGGAUUCUUUGGACAAUGCCUUCUCAGCAAACUCUUUAAAGUCAGCAAGUGCAAAUGAAGAGGGGAAUGCAAAUUGCUUUGAUGGGUACUCCUUGCUUCACCUUGCUUGUCAAACUGCAGAUAUAGGAAUGAUAGAGCUCCUUUUACAGUAUGGAGCAAAUAUAAAUGUCCCAGAUUCAAAAGGGCAGACGCCACUCCAUCAUUGUAUUCUUGGAGGCAAAACUGUGUUUGCUAAAUUGCUUCUUACAAGGGGGGCUGAUCCAAAUGCUGUAGAUAGGGAAGGCAAGACUCCUCUUGAUCAUGCAGCAGAGACAACCUUCAAUGAUGAUGAGGUCCUGGCACUGUUAACAGAUUCAAACAGAUAACAUCGUCUCAUUGGAUGGUUGAAGAGCUUGCAGAAAGAAGGCUGGAAUCUCGUCAAUGAUGGUCUGGUUUGUGUGUGAUAAUAUUUCGAAAAACCAGUGUCUAUUUCUCAUUGGAGGCAGCCGUCACAAGUAGCCUUGUAAUUUAAAAGACCGGCAGGUUGGUAUUCUUGUCCAUAGGGUCCGCAUUGUGGACCCCAGGUAAGUUAAAAUAUGGCCUUAUCCUCCCAUAAUCUGGGAGUUGCUGCAUGUUCUCUUCGGGGCUUUGUAAUGUAAUGGUCUUUUUGUCCUUGUUGUCAUGUUGUGUUUCCUUUUCCUUGGUUAGUUGGUUGGUGGGGUUUGUGCCUUUGUGGGACUGGCUUUUGGCAUUGUGGUUGUACAUUGGUUUGUCUAGUUUUUCAUUAUGGGAUGUUUUGGGGGAUGAUAACUUUACUGAAUGUCCGAGGCUGAAAAAGAAAUGGAAAAAAGGGGGAAAUGUGCAAAUAGCUACAUCAUAAAGUAGCCCGUGGUCAAUUAUGUUGAAAAGCUUUAGAUUACUAUUUGUUAAGAAUCAAUCCCAUUCCCUUCA